Messenger RNA from Megalobrama amblycephala (Wuchang bream), 2475 nucleotides. RefSeq names its product cortexin 2 (gene ctxn2). Lineage: Eukaryota; Metazoa; Chordata; Actinopteri; Cypriniformes; Xenocyprididae. The record is from RefSeq and is a predicted model, not a curated record. The transcript is spliced from 2 exons. Bases 645 to 890 code for a protein of 81 amino acids.
ACGCCCUGGUAACCACCCACAACACAUUGGAAUCGGUGCUGAGUUUUGCACUGUACUCACAUAUUCGUCAUAAUCGAAAAAAAUCUGUGAUACUGGUGGCAUGUUGGGUUAAAGGGCGUCGCUGUGCCUUUAAAAGCACGCAGAGCCGCAUCAGUCAUGCUGGAGCAUCUAAUGAUGCUUUAAGAACAAGGUCUAAUUGAGUUGACACACAGAAAGCGCCAGCCCACCUCUGCGCUCUCAUCUCGAGGCACAACAGCCUGCUGGGAACGCCAGCCGUCACAUUUCAGAGGGAGCGUUCACAGACCUGACAUGCAGGAGCGAGAAUCAAGAGACAGCAUCACCAGCUGAGACUAACAAGUGGUUGCUGAUCUGAGAGAGAGAGAGAGGGAGAGUGUUUGCAGGUACACACAGAGCGCAGGAAGCGCAGGCGGCUGCAGGCAGAGCGUUGUCUGCGCGCCGCUGCCUCUCACUCCCUCCGAGCCAGCGGAACUCCCGCUUCUGCAGUGAUGAGGGGAGCGACAGCAACCGCAGGAAUAACAGACUGACCAGGUCUGACAGAAUGAAGCCGAAAUGAAGGCGUCCAUCCAUCCGUGUUGAUCCCCAACCUAUCGACGCUUGCAGGAUGACGGGGCUCGUCUGGGAACAUGUGUAGCAUUCAUUACAACCACAGCCUAACGGCCAUGAGCAGCAGUGACAUCAUGGCCUAUUCUCUGAGCCUGGAGCAGAAGACGGCGUUUGCGUUUGUGGGGAUGUUGCUGGUGUUUCUCGGCUUGUUGAUCGUCAGGUGUUUCAGGAUCCUGCUGGACCCCUACAGUAGCAUGCCGUCAUCCAGCUGGGGCGACGGGCUAGAGGGGCUGGAGAAAGGGACGUUUGAAUACGCUCUUACUUGAGACUACGUUCCCAAAGCGGUUACAAUCCAUUCUAGAGCCCUCUAAAUCAUAUAACGCCUUUGCACCGUACGGGGACGUAAACACAGGACGCACUCUAGAUGUUUUGAGAUAUAAAAUGUUGAGACUAUUUUUAGCACACCGUCCUAAAAGGUUCAGUGAUGCAAUGGGCAAAGAUGUCUGCUUGAUGCAUGCGCACACAACUGCAAAAUAGCGGUGAUGGAUCACAAGAACGUGUCCUGUGUGAACGUCCCCAAAGGGUGUGAGAAUUCAUCAUAACCUGCUACUUCAUGUAGACAGUAUUUUUGUCUUGUUUGCCAGUACAAAUAUCUAAAAAUUCUUAAAUCAAGAUGCAUUUACUUGAGAAUUAAGAUGAGAAAUAAGUCUUAUUUUCUGAAAAAUUGCUCAAAAUUAAAAGGUGCAGUAAGGGAUUUCUGAGAAACGCUGUUGAAAGUUUAUCGUCCAGAAGCCAAUCAGCAGCAGGGGGCGUGUUCACUCAUGAUGGGGGAAGAGAGUGAACCAAUCAGCAAUAGGGGGCGUGUCCACUCAUUAUGGGGGAGAGAGAGUGUGCCAAUCAGCACUAGGUGGUGUAUUCACUCACUAUGGGGGAGGAGAGAGAAUGAGCCAAUCAGCAGUAAGGGGUGUGUCCACACAUGAUGGAGGAGGAGAGAGAGUGAGCCAAUCAGCAGUAGGGGGCAUGGCCACACAUGAUGAGGGAGUUGAGAGAAUGAGCCAAUCAGCAGUAGGGGGCGUGUUCACUCAUGAUGGGGGAGGAGAAAGAAUGUUCAUGUUCAUGUUCACUUAUGUUGGGGAAGAGUGAGCCAAUCAGCAUUAGGAGGCGUGUCCACAUGAUGGGAGAGGAGAGUGAGCCAAUCAGCAGUAGGGGGUGUGUCCACUCAUGAUAGAGGAGGAGAGAGAAUGAGCCAAUCAGCAGUAAGGGGUGUGUCCACACAUGAUGGGGGAGGAGAGAGAAUGAGCCAAUCAGCAGUAGGAGGUGUGGCCACACAUGAUGGAGGAGGAGAGAGAGUGAGCCAAUCAGCAGUAGGGGGCGUGUCCACUCAUGAUGGGGGAGGAGAAAGAAUGAGCCAACAAGCAGUAGGAGGCGUGUCCACAUGAUGGGAGAGGAGAGUGAGCCAAUCAGCAGUAGGGGGUGUGUCCACUCAUGAUAGAGGAGGAGAGAGAAUGAGCCAAUCAGCAGUAAGGGGUGUGUCCACACAUGAUGGGGGAGGAGAGAGAAUGAGCCAAUCAGCAGUAGGAGGUGUGGCCACACAUGAUGAGGGAGUUGAGAGAAUGAGCCAAUCAGCAGUAGGGGGUGUGUCCACUCAUGAUGGGGGAGGAGAGAGAAUGAGCCAAUCACCAGUAGGAGGCGUGUCCACUCGUGAUGGGGGAGGAGAAAGAAUGAGCCAAUAAGCAGUAGGGGGCGUGUCCACAUGAUGAGGGAGGAGAGUGAGCCAAUCAGCAGUAGGGUUGUGUCCACAUGAUGGGGAGGAAAGUGAGCCAAUCAGCAGUAGGGGGUGUGUCCACAUGAUGAGGGAGGAGAGUGAGCCAAUCAGCAGUAGGGGGCGUGUCCACAUGAUGGGGGAGGAAA